Vespa velutina is the source of this 4139-nucleotide messenger RNA. RefSeq names its product poly(U)-binding-splicing factor half pint (gene hfp). The record is from RefSeq and is a predicted model, not a curated record. Gene Ontology annotation, cellular component: precatalytic spliceosome; catalytic step 2 spliceosome. Gene Ontology annotation, biological process: alternative mRNA splicing, via spliceosome; regulation of alternative mRNA splicing, via spliceosome; mRNA splice site recognition. Gene Ontology annotation, molecular function: RNA binding. Bases 1634 to 3232 code for a protein of 532 amino acids. NCBI's taxonomy places the organism in Eukaryota, Metazoa, Arthropoda, Insecta, Hymenoptera, Vespidae. The transcript has 11 exons.
GUGUGAGCCAGUUGAUCAGUAUCGCGUGCGAUUUUUUAGUGUAGCGGAGUCAAAAGUACAUUUUAUUUCUCUAGAUUGAAAAGGAUAAUGAACGGAACAAUGGCCAUGGCACCAACUUCACAAAAUAAUAUGGAACCACCAAGCAAGAAGUCUAGAGUUGAAGAUGUUACAGCGGAGAGACAGUACAGAAUCUGUGGCCUACGACUGAGCUGUGAUCAUGAGCGUGCGCCAAACAAAGAAAGAGAACGCUACAUUCGUUGAACAGAACAAAUCAGAGUUUUGCAAACUCCCACUCACACAGCAUCAAUCGAGUACCAUAUGAUGCAUACUUUAGAUAGAUAUGUGCAUCGCCUCAAUCUCGGAUAAUUUGCGCGCAACCGUCAUUGCUCAGCCCAGAAUACGGUUAGCUGUAAAUCAAACAAUUGAACAAAGUUAACAAUCUUAAUUCACGAAAUUGCAAAUUAAAAAAAAAAAAAGAAAAUAAAAAAAAAAGAAAAAAAAGCAAAAAAAAAAAAAAUAAGAAAGAACGGAGAAAUCUUAACAAAACGUUUCAACGUGUUCUGAUUUCUGUUUCAGAGACUAGCAGACCAAAUUGGUUAUGAUCGUAUAAAACGAAAGUAUUUAAUGUAAUUAUAAGUGGUUUGAUGUUUUGAGGCUGAUAUUUAAAUUAGCAAUUAAAAUUAUUCAAACUUCAAUUGAAUUUGGCUUGUGAAAUAUUUUUAAAAAGUUUACAUUAAAAUAACUUCUACUUACAUUUUUAUAGACUAUUAUACAAUUACUGCAAAAGAUUUCAUGACUGAUUUAAAAACUAUACAGUGCACUUUCAUUUUUUCUGAUAGUUAGGCGAAGAAGGAGAAUUCUGUUUCUCCAUUCUUAAUGCAUCUGUGUAUAUAUAUACAUAUAUAUACACACAUAUUAAAAAAAAAAAACACUAUUUUAAACAGUUGUUGUAUUGCGUAUAUUUUGACUAUUUUAAUUCUUUUGAACUUACAGUUUGGAGGAAGAUCCUAUGGCGGGAAUUGCUGUACAAUAUUAUUACUUAUUAUGGUUCCUUUAGUUAAUUGUGAUGUUAAACAGAACUUAAUAGAAGACUACUUUGAAUGUCUUAAUUAGUUCAAUUGUUAUAAAACAGUAACUUCACAAUAUUUUACAUAAAGACAUCUGAGACUUUUGAGCUACCACAAAUUUAUCUAUUAUUAUUUUCUAAAUCAACUAAUAGUUUUUAAUAAUAUGGUUAAUAUAAUAAUAUAAAAAUUGAAAUAUUAAAAAUAAAACUGACAAAAAUUUAUUUCACAAAGUUAGAAUAUAAAAAUUAAAAUUUGACUAUUAAGAUAAUACCUCUACCUUCACAAAAAUAUGAACGGUAUAUUAGUGUCUCAUAAAUGUGCAAUGUGAUGGUGGAAGUAAAGACAAUAAGUAUCCAUGAUAAUUUAAUUUUUUUCUAAUACCAAAUUUUUUUGUAGGGAACGCAACAGACUUCUUGCCAGGCCCUAUAUAUGACCUUAAUCAAAUAGGUCAAGUUGUAGCCGGUCCUGGUGCAAAGUACCUUACAUUACCUGGCAUCUUAGGUGCAGGACUACCGAAAAUUACAUCUGAACAGCAAGAUACAGUGAAUAGAGCGAAGAAAUAUGCUAUGGAACAAAGCAUCAAGAUGGUUCUCAUGAAACAAACAUUAGCUCAUCAACAGCAGCAAAUGGCUAGUCAACGGAAUCAGGUGCAGAGACAGCAGGCUCUCGCCCUCAUGUGCAGGGUGUAUGUAGGCAGUAUCAGCUUCGAAUUGAAAGAGGACACAAUCAGACAAGCAUUUUUACCCUUUGGACCAAUCAAGUCUAUCAACAUGUCUUGGGAUCCUGUUACGCAGAAACAUAAAGGAUUUGCAUUCGUCGAAUAUGAGAUACCUGAAGCUGCACAACUUGCUUUAGAACAAAUGAAUGGUGUCAUGAUUGGUGGACGCAACAUCAAGGUAGCGGGACGUACCUAUAUAACGAAUUUCCUGUCCCCCAGCAAUCCUAUCAUCCCGCCGGAGGUAGUGGGAAGACCAUCCAAUAUGCCUCAAGCUCAAUCAGUAAUUGAUGAAAUUACCGAAGAAAGCAAACAUUACAAUCGUAUUUACAUUGCAUCUAUACAUCAUGAUUUGACGGAAGAUGAUAUAAAAUCUGUUUUCGAAGCUUUUGGACCUAUCACAUAUUGUAAAUUAGCACAAGGAAGUUCACCACAUAGGCAUAAAGGCUAUGGCUUUAUUGAAUAUGAAACAAUGCAAGCAGCUUUAGAAGCAAUAGCAUCUAUGAAUUUGUUUGACUUGGGUGGACAGUAUCUAAGGGUUGGUAGAGCUAUUACUCCACCGAAUGCUUUGAUGGGGCCACCAAGUGGAACUAGUAUGAUGCCAACAGCUGCCGCAGUAGCUGCUGCUGCAGCUACAGCAAAAAUACAAGCUAUGGAUGCAGUAGCUAGCAAUGCUGUAGCACUUGGAUUAACCAAACUUGGAGCAACUGCACCACCAAUCUUGAAUCAAGCUUUACCAGGAAUAGUACGACCAACGAUUGCACCCGCAACAAUAAUGGCACCACCAACUGUCGCAACUGUUGCACCAGUUAUACCACCUCCGGGUAUUGCCAUACCACAAACCUUAACACGCCCACCUGCAAUUAUACAACCAAUUCCUGGACAACCAGUUAUUAUACCACCUCGAGCUGUUGUUGCUCCCGCCAUUGUAGGAACUCCAGUCAUACCAGUAGUAACAACAACAGCAAAUUCUGAUAUUAUGAGACGAGCACAAGAACAAGCUGCACAUCAGAAACAACAAGAAGAAUUACAGAAAAAAUUAUUAGAAGAAACGGAACCACAAACAUUGCAGCAGCAAGAAAAUAUGUCUAUUAAAGGACAGAGUGCUCGACAUCUCGUCAUGCAAAAACUUAUGCGUAAAGUAGAGUCUCGUGUUGUCAUUCUACGAAAUAUGGUAGCUCCUGAAGAUAUCGAUGAGAGUCUAAAAGAAGAAAUUCAAGACGAAUGCUCUAAAUUUGGUGUUGUUGAGCGUGUCAUUAUCUAUAAUGAGCGACAAUCUGAAGAUGACGAAGAUGCUGAAGUUAUUGUGAAAAUUUUUGUCGAAUUUUCACAAAUGAGCGAAGCCGAACGAGCAAGAGAUUCUUUAAACGGUCGUUAUUUUGGUGGGAGAUUGGUGAAAGGAGAGUUAUAUGAUCAAGCUUUAUUUGAUAAUAGUGAUUUUUCUGGUUGAUGAGUGCACCCUCCAUUAUACAUUUAUAUAUUAAAUUCCAUCAAUUUCUACCACAUGGAAGAAUUUGUAUUUGAUGUUGACUGAUAGUUUGUAUUUGAACAAACUUCGGGAUAUUAUUUAUUACAAGCUCUCACAAUUAUCAAUUGAGUGUCGCAUUGAUAUUCAAAGCAGAUACAAUUGAUUUGUCAUUUUAAUAUCUUGAGAAGUAAGGUUCAUUUCAUGAGUUCACAAUACCUGAUAAUAUAAGUAAUAGUAUUCUAAAAACAUUGGAGUUCAUUAUUGAGAGUAAAGUUCCCUUGUUAAAGAGUCUAAUUAAACUAUGGUUUAAUAUAAACUUAUAGAACAUAAAUAGAUUUCUGUAAUAAUCAGACAAAAUCCAUUGUUUUUUUUUUUUUAUUAUUAUUAUUUCAUUUUACUUAAAAUUAAAAUUAAAAUCUAUUGCAAUAGUAUUAUGCAAAAAUGAAAAUUGUGUUAACUUUACGAACACUGAACAAAAAUACAUUCAUAAGCACUUGAAUUUUGUAGUUGUAAAGUACAAGUUAUCGUAGUAUCAGAAUUUUUCUAUUCGAGUUGGUUUAUUUACGAAAAUAUUCUGGAAAAGAUCAAAGAGUAUUUCUUUUUAUAUAACAUCAACUAUUUGUAAAUUGAACGUUUUGCAGGUGUAGCGCCAAAAUUUAUGAUCUUUUUUUUCGUCAUAAAAUGACUGAUUUAUAGAUGAAAAUAUAUGUAAAUAGAUGAUAGAGAAUAAUAAUAAAUUGUUUUACACAUAGUAUUCCUGUAAAAUCAAUAGUGCACACAACAAUUUUCAAAAUGGAAAAAAAACUAAUACUACAAGAUGUAUAUAUUAUGAAGGUUUUAUUGACUACAAAUAUAAAGGAUGUGUUAUAGUAAUAACACGAUAAGCGUA